This is a messenger RNA of Danio aesculapii, 9074 nucleotides long. RefSeq names its product glycine receptor, alpha 1 (gene glra1). Lineage: Eukaryota; Metazoa; Chordata; Actinopteri; Cypriniformes; Danionidae. The record is from RefSeq and is a predicted model, not a curated record. Bases 732 to 2111 code for a protein of 459 amino acids. The transcript has 11 exons. Gene Ontology annotation, biological process: regulation of membrane potential; chloride transmembrane transport; nervous system process. Gene Ontology annotation, molecular function: transmitter-gated monoatomic ion channel activity; glycine binding; transmembrane signaling receptor activity. Gene Ontology annotation, cellular component: plasma membrane; synapse; neuron projection.
AAAUGACUGCAGCAAGAAAUACCGAGGGGCUGAGAGGCUUGUGAGCGAUGGAACAGACUCUGUGUGCUGAAAUAUCUACGUUUGGGCUUUUCUGACGAGGAUUCGAGAGAAAAACAAAAUGAGCAGCGUCUCCUAACUGGACCAGACAAUGGAAGUAGCUUCAUGCAGCACUAACAAUUCACCCCUGGGAAACAAGUACGCACUAAAUCAGACUACCUCAGCCAGAGGUAGCUAAAACUAACGUGUGGCUCGAAAGCGACACAUUUCUUCAUUGGGAUGCAUGUACAAAGAAGCGCGGAGGGAAAGAGCAGACGCGUAUGUAUAUUUCCCCAAUGACUUUGAUGGCUGUGAGGAGGGAUAGUGUAUAGUUUCGUUUCUUUCAAAUGUUUGCGAUGGAGCGUCUGUGAAUAUUCUUGGCGACUGCGCAUCUGAUGCUGCUAUGGAUCGUCCGGAAUGAACAUCUGAAUUUAUCUCGUCGAGUUUUUUCCACAGCGCCGCUUCUUCCACCUGAAAUUCCGCAACACGCGUGAAACAGGAGCUCCGCUUCACCUACACAGUCGCUGUCGGGAAAAUGACCAGCUCGUCUGUAUGCUCUUGAGAUUUGUUUGGCCUUUUUGGGAAUCUGAAACGAGCAAAGGACGAAUUGUUCACCCCAGAAGUGCGAGAAGAAGGAAUUGUAGGGCGCGCUGAGCUGUAGCUUAACUACAUCUACUCAUCUCCAACCUGACACAAUGUUCGCACUCGGGAUUUAUUUGUGGGAAACUAUUGUAUUUUUCAGCCUGGCAGCGUCCCAACAAGCAGCGGCUCGGAAAGCUGCAUCCCCAAUGCCCCCCUCAGAAUUCCUGGACAAGCUAAUGGGGAAAGUGUCCGGUUAUGAUGCAAGAAUCAGACCUAAUUUCAAAGUCGUAGACCCACAAGGCUCCAAAUCGGAUGGUACUCACAAGAAAGGUCCACCUGUGAACGUAACAUGCAACAUUUUUAUUAACAGUUUUGGAUCCAUUGCUGAAACAACAAUGGAUUACAGAGUGAACAUUUUCCUGAGACAGCAGUGGAAUGACCCUCGGCUGGCCUACAGCGAAUAUCCCGAUGACUCCCUUGACCUCGAUCCCUCUAUGUUGGACUCCAUUUGGAAACCCGAUCUGUUCUUUGCCAAUGAAAAGGGAGCCAAUUUCCACGAGGUGACCACUGACAACAAACUCUUGAGGAUCUCCAAAAACGGGAACGUUUUAUACAGUAUAAGAAUAACACUGGUUCUGGCCUGCCCCAUGGACCUGAAGAAUUUCCCUAUGGAUGUGCAGACCUGUAUAAUGCAGCUGGAGAGCUUUGGCUACACGAUGAACGAUCUUAUAUUUGAGUGGGACGAGAAGGGAGCCGUGCAGGUAGCAGAUGGACUGACGUUACCUCAGUUUAUACUCAAGGAAGAGAAGGAUCUGCGCUACUGCACCAAGCACUAUAAUACAGGGAAGUUCACCUGCAUAGAGGCUCGUUUCCACUUGGAGAGACAGAUGGGCUAUUAUCUGAUCCAGAUGUAUAUUCCCAGUCUCCUGAUUGUCAUUUUGUCUUGGGUGUCCUUCUGGAUCAACAUGGAUGCUGCCCCUGCCCGUGUGGGGUUGGGAAUCACUACUGUGCUGACCAUGACCACCCAGAGCUCAGGAUCUCGAGCUUCUCUUCCCAAGGUCUCGUAUGUGAAAGCCAUUGACAUUUGGAUGGCAGUGUGCCUUCUCUUCGUCUUCUCUGCCCUGCUGGAGUAUGCAGCCGUCAACUUCAUUGCACGCCAACACAAGGAGCUUCUGCGCUUCCAGAGGAGGAGAAGGCAUCUGAAGGAGGAUGAGGCGGGAGAUGGCAGAUUCAGCUUCGCAGCCUACGGCAUGGGUCCAGCGUGCCUCCAGGCCAAAGACGGCAUGGCAAUCAAGGGCAACAACAACAACGCGCCCACCUCCGCCAACCCCCCUGAGAAGACUGUGGAGGAAAUGCGCAAGCUCUUCAUCAGCCGCGCCAAACGGAUCGACACAGUGUCGCGUGUGGCCUUUCCGCUGGUCUUCCUCAUUUUUAACAUUUUCUACUGGAUCACUUACAAGAUCAUACGCAGCGAGGAUAUUCACAAGCAGUAAAGAUAUUCGAAUACACCCGCCUCUACGCCCCCUCCUCACGUCCCACCGUGCCCGCCUUUCUCUCAGUGCAGUGCUCUCACUCGCUUUUGGUGAUGACGAGUCCCCGGCAGAGGUAUUUAUUCCUUCUUCUUUUUCUUUUUCUUUUUUUUUUCAUCUUUUUCUCUUCUAUCCUCCUGAAUAAUCCGGACCUGUGCAAUAGCAAUGCAGUAAAAUGCAUGAUAUAUGAAUGUGGCAAUAUAUUUACUACAAAAAAAGAAAAUGACUAAAAGUAAAUAUUCAACUUAAGAACUUCUGAUGACUGGGAAUCCAAGAGGAUAUCUUGUAAAACAUUUUUUUUUUUUUUUGCAACUCGAAGACGUACUGCAUUGCAAGAAUACGGAGAAACAUUACUGCUGUAAUAUAUCCUAUAUUUAAAUGAUAAUACUUCCGGUGAGAAAGUUGUUGAAGCUUUUUUCGGGUUCUCGAGGCAGUUUGGGGCUUCCAUGAAUACACUAUGAAAAUGUUACAGGUCUCAGAGACCGAGAUUUGCUUUGGUAUGUGUGUCCUGGGGUCUCCUGAUGUUUCAUUCUGAUAUCGAUUAUUAAUGGAUAUUGAUGAGUGCCAUUUGAGAAAAAGAAAAUAGUUUAUUUAUUCAAGCUGUGGUCAAUGUGUUCCUCUAUCUGUGCUCAUUUUCAGAUUGAAUUAUGUUGUAUUCAUGUGCCAAACAUCAUCUUUUCAGGUUGACCAAAAAAUAAUUACAUAGUUUUAUUUAUUUAUAAAGUUUUUUAUUGUUUAAUUAAGCUGAAAAGCCUGACUGAGGCGUGUGAGAGGAAAAUAUUUAAUACAAGUUUAAAUCAAAUAAUAUUUAGAAGUAUAUAUACUUUAAAGCAGUGUUUCUCAACCACGUUCCUGGAGGACCACCAGCACUGCAUGUUUUAUAUGUCUCCUUUGUCCGUCACACCCAAUGACUGUAAAAAAUAAUAUGGAUGACGCAACACCACCUUUUCCCAUUGAACGCUUUGAAUGCAAAACGCCUCAUGAUGGGCACGAACUGUCACAAAAAAACUACUGAUAUUGGAGCCUGGGCAUGCGCAGAAGGACUGCCUGAUGGAGCCAGAGGCAGAACUGUGAAAUCAAGCUUCCAACCAAACGCUUGUAUGUCAAAUCAACCACGCCCCCAAACUUCUCAUUUGAUCGCCCGUAUCUGCACUAUAACAAAGGCUCCCUAAAUAAAUAUAAGCACUUACAUUUAAAAUCACGUAAUAGUAUAUGAUUUAUAAAAAAACUGUUUGAAGUAAGCUGUAUUUAAUAAUUUAAUAAAAACAAAAUAUGUUGGACUGCAAAAUAAACGAUCUUUCAUACAGUCCAGCCUAAGCUAUGAUGAGCCAAAAAUAUUUCUCUUUCAACGAGUUGUUGGUAUUUAUCUUCAUGGGGUAGAAAUAACAUUAGCAAAAAAUGAAAAAUAACAUCUAAACAACACAUACAUUUUUAGAAAGAUUUUUAUUUUUAAUUAACAAUCAACAGAACCCAAAAUAUAUACAUUAUGGAUACAUCAUUUGCCAUGCGGAAAAAAUCAUGUGUUUAUAUUAGCGGAAGAUAAAUACAGCAAGAUUCCUAAAUGUUAACAAGAUAUGUAGACGUCCCAGCACUAUAUAAAAUAAUCUUUAUCAGUUUGUACAAUAAACUUUGCAGUAUUAAUACAUCAACUGAUGGCCAUCAGAUGCUGCAACAUCGCUUGUAUAUUGUUUAUUUAUUUUUUCUUUGCCUCUGUUUUCAUUUGGUUUAUUCGAUGCCUUAAUUAUAUCUGGCAAAGAGGAAUUUACAUUCAUUUUAAUGUUUAUUAGGAGUUUUCAAAUAAAAAGCCAACUGUAAAUGAUGUAUAUAAAUAAUAUAAAACAUAAUUAUGAUAAUAACGUUACAGAAGAUCGAUGUGGUGAUAGGCUAACAGUACUUUUGUCUUGCUAAUUAUUAUUUCAGACCCAUAAAAAGAAUUACAGCUAGAUAGCCAUCACCUGUUUUCUCUGACAUGACUCUGUUCUGCAAUCAGCAAACAAAAGCCCACAUUUAACCGAAUAAACACUGAUCCAUCAGAUCCUGUAGGUCAGAAUGUAUGGUUUACUGUUGAACAACUCAUUCUAUUAUAGUAAUAUAACACAGAAAUCAAAUAUUGGUACUUCAGUCUCCUCCCGAAGCUCUGACGGUCUGCUUAGAGAAGCUGGUGUCAAUCACAACUGUCAAUCACGAUUACACGCCCUGUUUAUAUAGCAUUAAAUUACUGGCUAAACACAUGGGUGCCAUAGAUCUGAACCUAUAUCAGCUUGAUAACCAGUGCCUCAAUUGACCAAAACCAUCUUUCGGGAUAUUUUUUAUUUGUGCUCAAGUCUCGUUGGUUAACAUGGGGGAGGCGGGCUUUAUGACUUGUACUGCAGCCAGCCCCCAGGGGGCAAUCGAACGGCCAGGAGCAUCACUCAAAAGGAGGCGUGCGGCACACUUGGUCACACCCAUUCCAGGUCUUUCAGUCUCUGCUAAUGAGCUGAUGAUCUGAAUCAGGGGUGUUUGGUUAAGGAGACACAGAAAAUGUGAAGAGCUGGUGGACCUCAAGGAACGUGGUUGAGAAACACUGCUUUAAAGCAUUUUUUCCUUUGAAUCUUUUUUUAAUCUCAGAUUAUGAAGAGAAAGAAGGUAACGGAAUCUUUUCAGCACUCACAUUUCAACAGUGUUAUUUUUAUAAGCUUGGUUCAGCAGUACAACCAGUGCCAUCAAACUAGAUCUAUAUUUCCAACCAAAUGUAUAUUACAGUGAUUUUUCAAACUAUAUGUAUAAACACCACAUCGUGCAACAGAUUAAACAAGUGCACAUAGUUCAUGGAAUUUAGGAUGCAUCUUCAUCUGGCUUCUCUAUGCAAUAAUCGUAUAUGCAAUUAUUUUCAGUGUUCAUCGUGUCAAAUAUGGCCAAUUUAUUCUGAAGGCCCUAAAAGAUACUAUUUCAUACGUGUUCAAUUUUCUCUUCCAGUCAUGCUCAAUUGCUGUCUAUGCAUGGCGAGGCUUUUUUUUCCCGUGGUGCAGAUGAUAUCGAUGUCAUUUUUCACUUUUGUAAUGUUUUCUUUGACUGGCGAACUGAAAAGGAACACCAUUAUAAUGAAGUAGAUAGAUGCUCUGCGUAGGAUAUGCAAGAUUUUUUGCCAUUUUUGUUUUUGCGUAACACUUAACUUUGUUUGAAACCAAAGAGCAGUUUUGUUACUCUAUUGUCAUUGCCUUUCAGGUUUUCAAACUCAAUGUGUUAGUUUAAUUCUGUUUGAUGUGAUGUGGACAUUGACCAAUUUUGUAAGGCCUGUAACAUUUGUAAUUUGUUCAGUUUUUCAGACAGUAUUCAAGAAAACCUACAAAAGAAAUUUCCACCUAGGUCAAAUAUGGUUUUGAUGUACAAACUUUGGUGACGUGAAGCUUGAAGUUUCUAUUUAUUUAUUUAUUUAUUUAUUUAUUUAUUUAUUUAUUUAUUUAUUUAUUUAUUUAUUCCACUUGUUUAAAUGACCAGUCAUCGUUGUCAAUUUGAAGGGCUAUUUUUGAUUAUUAAUAUCAGAUCAUUUCCCUCAAAUGAAUCGGCAUACGUGAAAAUUGUGCUCUAAAUAGAAGUUGUUUAUACCACACCAAUGAAAACACUGGAUCGCAUUUUAUGUAUUUUAUAUGUGCUCAUUCCAGAAUUGCGGGUACACUUCAAGCAUUUUUCAUUUAUUUUCUUAAACUGAAAUGACAUUCAUAUAAUGCGAUAUACAUUGCAAAAAAAAGGCAAUUUCACCAAAUGACUUGAAUAGCUUGUAAAAAAUUCAGAAUUUUAGAUCGAUUUAGAUUGCAAAUUAUAAACUUUUCACUCCCCUAUGAUGUUAACUGUUAUGUCUGAUCAACUGUAAUCCUGACUACAUUACAGAUGUGAUGUGACUAUUGCGGACUUGCACAUUGCGAUAACGAUUCUGAAACAAUUAUAUUGUGCAGCCCUAAUAUAUAUAUUUGAACUCAGAAUUAUUAGCCCCCCUAAAAUAUUAACCCCCCUUUUUAUUUUUCCCCCAAUUUCUUUAUAAAGGAGAGAAGAUUUUUUCGACACAUUUCGACACAUUCGAACAUAAUAGUUUUAAUAACUCAUCUCCAAUAACUGAUUUAUCUUAUCUUUGCCAUGAUGACAGUAAAUAAUAUUUGACUAGAUAUUUUUCAAGACUUCUAUACAGCCUAAAGUGACAUUUAAAGGCUUAACUAGGUUAAUCAGGUUAACUAGUCAGGUUAGGGUAAUUAGGCAAUUUACUGUCUAACGAUGGUUUGUUCUGUAGACUAUUGAAAAUAAAUAUAGCUUAAAUAAUAACUUUGAUCUUAAAUUUUUUUUUUAUUAUUAAAAACUGCUUUUAUUCUAGCCGAAAUAAAACAAAUAAGCCUUUCUCCAGAAGAAAAAAAUAUUAUCAGACAAACUGUGAAACUUUCCUUGCUCUUUUAAACAUCAUUUGGGAAAUAUUUAAAAAAGAAAAAAAAAUCAAAGGGGGUUUAAUAAUUCUGACUUCAACUAUGUGUGUGUGUGUGUAUAUAUAUACAUAUAUAUACAUAUAUGUAUGAAGAGUUCAAAUGCAAAAACCUCUAAAUUCCAUCUGAAAUUUUCUUCUAAAAUGAACAUUUUUCACAAGCUCCUGAGUGUAUGUUCAGUAAAUCCACAUUUAUGGCAAAAAAUAGGUUCUUUGCAUUGCCUUUAAAGUGAAAUAACUCAACAAAAAUAUUGGAGGCUGAGAAAACUGCUUAUUGUAGAAGAAAAUUUCAGAUGGCACUUGGUGGAUUUUGCAUCUGAACUUGUCAUAUUGUUUACUGAAUCCAUUGUAUAUAUAAUACAAUGCUUAAAAGUUAAAAGUUUUAUUAUCUUACUAAUUGUAAAACAUUUUAAACCACUUACAUAGUUGAUAAUAAGAGUUGAUAUUUUCAAGAUGCUAACCUCAAACCAGAUACAGCAUGACAGAAUUUAAUGCACUUUUGUCAUAUUGUUGUUUUAAAAAAGUGAAUUAGAAAUUCACUGAAAUCGACACAACUUACAUUUAAUCAUUUAGCAGCUGCGUUUAUCCAAAGUGCGGAUAAAGAAGCACUUCAAAUCAAAUGAUAUGAUAAGUAUAAAUGACUUAAUAUAUAAAUGUAAUUUCUUUCUUUUUAUUCACCAACAAAUAGUAGAGAAUGUGUCUUACAGGUGGUUUGUCAAACCCACUCACCUGUGGAGCACACCAAAAAUAGAAAGAUGUUUUCAGAAACGUAGUGUUGAUAAGACAAUGUCUUAAUCUACCAUCGGUGUAUCCUAAACAUUGUGUACUAAUUGACAUGCCUCAAUGCCUUCCAGAGUUUCCUGCCAGAGGAAGUGACAUCAUUUAGAGCGAGUCACAGGCUUUUUCUAUCAAUGCUUUUUAUAACCGAUAUCACAAAAUGUAUUUUUUAUAACUGAAAUGACAAAUAUUACAGAAAGUAGAUGUUUGAUGCAGAUGUUUAGUUAUCGUAGUAGAGUAAACACAAACAAAACGCUGAACAUUUGACAGUUAUUUAUGAUGAUUGCAGCUGAAUGCAAGAUUCAGGAGGCGGAGUUAAAGUAGAUCUAGUGGGAAGUCCCUAAAUACACCUACAAGCAUUAUUUUGGUUUUAGAGAAAGCUUGUGUUAAUCAAAUUAAAGUUAUUAUUAAAUUAUUAUUAACUAUUAUUAACUAUUAUUAAAGUUGUUGAAAAAUAAUAGUAAUAGUUUUCGAAAAAUAAUACAAGUUUAAUCCUGGAGAUGUGAGAUGUACCCGCAAUUCUAGAAUCACUCUUAUACAGUAGGCAUUAAACAGGAACUGAAUUCUAUUAGUGAUACUCAACGUAAAUUCAAGGAGGAAGAACAUUGUAAUGUGACACACUUACCUCCACGUGCAGCACAAUGUAGCAAGAACGCAUUUCUCACAUCAUUUGAACGUUCACACUUGAUGAACUGUGCUGAAAGGAUUGUCCACGACUGCGUCUCCUGUAACAUUACAAACAAACAAUAUGAACCGAUGUUAUUUCAAACAGUCAUUCAUCCGGCAGGUUACACUUCAUCUGUGAGACUGAUAGAGGCACUCGAUGUAUAAUUUACUGUACAUCAGUGUGUGUGGGAAGUGAUGGAGUGGCUUUAUACAUUCAAUGUGCUCAUUCUUGACUGAAAUGGGGAAUCUCAAAUAUGUAGUCAAAAAACAUUCGUACAACUAUGUUCAGCUCUUAAUGUGCGAUUUCUUUACUGAUGAACCCUGCUUAAGGCUAUUGAGUUGGCUGGACUGUCCCAUGUGUAACUGACAGCAGCGACGUUCCCAGGCCCUCACACACUCCAUGUGCUAAACGCAAUAUACGAGACGAGAUAUAAUAAAUAAUACUGGCUCUGGAACACAAAGGACUAUGUGAUGUGAAAUAUGUGCUAUAUGCAAAUACACUUUGUUCUUUGGCUUAAUAAUUAUGACCGUAUCGAUCCCAUGCCCUGAUGAUGAAUUCAUCCCAAUUUGAGCUUUGUUUUGAAUAUUUAUUGAUUUAUUGUGUUAUUUUCUUGAUGCCACCUUGCAGCUGCCCAGGAAAUGGUGAUGGGCAUCAUAUGUAACUUAUGUACGCAAGACUGUGGGUGAAAUUUUAUUUUUGCACAAGUUGGUAUGGCCUUAAUUUGUUUUGGUGGUGGUGGGGAGGGGGGUGUAUUCGGCUUCUUUUGUGUACUGGCACAAAGUGCAUCUUUUCAUUUGCUUCCUGUCAUAAUCCGAGUGCAUUUCCAAGCGGCGCAAAACUACAGCAAAUUCUUAUUUUUAUGUUCCAAUACUAAAACAUGAACUUUUUUUGCAUGAAUAGAAUUAAAUGGCAGAUAUUUUUGGCUUGUACAGAAAUGUGAGCAAUUUGAAGAAAAAAGGAAUGUACCAUUUCUGCUAUAUCUGUAUAUAACACAAUAUUUAUUGAAAUAUGUCAUAAUGCUAAAUCUAAUUCUACUAUU